This is a messenger RNA of Erythranthe guttata (spotted monkey flower), 910 nucleotides long. Its product is annotated as cytochrome c oxidase subunit 5b-1, mitochondrial. The record is from RefSeq and is a predicted model, not a curated record. NCBI's taxonomy places the organism in Eukaryota, Viridiplantae, Streptophyta, Magnoliopsida, Lamiales, Phrymaceae. Gene Ontology annotation, biological process: mitochondrial electron transport, cytochrome c to oxygen. Gene Ontology annotation, cellular component: respiratory chain complex IV; mitochondrial envelope.
UCACCCCCAUUUCUCCAUUUUUCUUCUCCCAUUUCUUUAAUCCGAAAUUUCUAGAGAGAGAAACUGAUUGUUGUUGAAUCCAGAUCAAACCCCGACACGUUAAUCGAGAGAAUCGAAUCGAAUCAUGUGGAGAAGGGCCUGUAUCCAUCUUCGGACCAUCGCCCCGACACGAUCCGUCACCGGGUCCACCCGCUGCGCCGUACGAUCGCCGGCUGCUACCGGAAAUCUCACCCGUGCAUCGUCCAUCUUCUCUCGCCAUGUUUCUACUGAAUCUGUGGGGAGUGCGACUGCGAUUAGAGUACAGGAUGUUAUGCCGAUUGCUACUGGUCAUGAGCGAGAAGAGCUCGAAGCUGAAUUGAAAGGAAAGGACAUUCUUGAAAUCAACCACCCAUCGGGUCCCUUUGGAACGAAGGAAGCACCUGCAGUGGUUCAGUCUUACUAUGGCAAAAGAAUUGUGGGAUGCCCUGGAGCUGAAGGGGAGGACGAGCACGAUGUUGUCUGGUUCUGGCUAGAGGAAGGGAAGCCCCACGAAUGCCCAGUUUGCUCCCAGUACUUUGUGCUGGAAGUUGUGGGUCCCGGUGGACCUCCAGACGGGCAUGGAGAUGACGAGGAUGAUCAUCAUCAUCACUAGCUUGCAGUGUGCUCCCAGAAUAAGAUAUAUAUGGUGACAAGAUGAGGGACUUUUAUGAUAUUCUUCAGCUUUCAUAAGCUUAUUUGUUUACACACUUCCAACCCAUUUUUCGUUUUUUUCGGAUUUAAACCAUGGGCCGGUCAUCCAUUCGAAAUUUGGAUUUCGGCCUUUCUUUUGUAGGAUACAAUAAUCGAUGGCAACAUAUUCUAGCCACUUUGUUUUGUUCUGCAAUCUUGGAUUUCAAAUACAUCUUGGUUAUUUUAAGUUUCUAAUAUUGCA